AUGGCUACUGAAGAACCCAUAAUAAGAGAUAAUGUUAGCGACUUCAGUGAUGACGAGCAACAACAUGAUUUUGACGAACAUGGUGAACCAAGCAAUCAAAUGAAAACAGAUCCGGGUAUCGAAAUCAAAUCCUUGAUUGCAGACAUGCAUCAACGGUUUGGUAACACUGUUUCAUACAAAAAAGCAUGGAUAGCUAAACAAAAAGCUCUUGAAAUGACAUUUGGAAGUUGGGAACAAUCAUACAGUUACCUGCCUAUAUGGUUUACAACUGCUCAACACUUUAUACCAAGUACCAUAGUAAAGUACAAAACUUUAUCUUCAAUGGAGGAAGGUGACGAUGACCCUCCUAGGGUGAUUCUUAAUCAUGUAUUUUGGGCAUUUAAUCCAUGCAUUGAAGGCUUCAAAUAUUGCAAGCCACUUGUGCAAGUAGAUGGGACAUUUUUAACUGGAAAAUACCAUGGUACUUUAUUGAUUGUCAUUGAACAAGAUGGUAGUAGGAACAAUUUUCCACUUGCUUUUGCAAUUGUUGAGAGCGAGACUAAAGAAGCUUGGAUGUGGUUCUUGCAUUAUUUGCAAAGAUAUGUUACUCCACAACCAAAUUUGUGUAUUAUAUCAGACAGGGGAACCGAUUUGCUAGCAGCUUUACAAUCCGAACGCGUUGGCUGA
Molecule: messenger RNA, 666 nt
Organism: Glycine soja
Lineage: Eukaryota; Viridiplantae; Streptophyta; Magnoliopsida; Fabales; Fabaceae
Exons: 2
Coding region: 1-666 (221 amino acids)
Source: RefSeq, a predicted model, not a curated record